CUGAAGCAACUGGUUGCAAAUUCUCCGUCACCAUAACUACAUAAGAGACGUUUUUGUAUAGGACCCAGACAGUCGCUGCGCAAAACAAAAAAACAUGGUCAGUCACACAUCUACCAGGGCACGCACCAGUGCCAACUGAGGCCUUGUGAACUGGGAAGAGAAAGAACCGAGGAGGAGAACGCGUCACAACUCGGUGAGUCCACAACAACAAGGGCUCUCUUUUAUCAUCUAGGACGAGUUCAGGUGAAAAAAGUGGAAAAAGGAAAAAAAAUGUUUCUCAAAGUGCAGUUGCCCUGGAAUGUCAUAAUACCAGCUGAGAACCUGGAUGCCAAAGGACUAAUGCUCCAAAGGUCAAUUGUUGUCUGCCUUUUAGCUGACUUUGCUAAAAAACGGGCCACCAAAGAUCUCGGAUACUAUCUUGCUGUCUCAACUUUGGAGAGCAUAGGGGAGGGAAAAGUCAGGCAGCACACAGGGGAUGUUCUAUUUCCUGUUGUUUUCAGUGGUAUCACCUUCAAGAUUUUCAAGGGGGAGAUCUUAGAGGGGGUUGUUCACAAGGUGCUCAAGCAUGGGGUUCUCUUGAGAUGUGGGCCAAUUGAGAAUAUCUAUCUCUCUAGUAUGAAAAUGCUAGAUUACCGCUAUGUGCCCGGAGAAAAUCCAGUUUUCUUGAAUGACAAGACGUCAAAGAUUGAAAAAGAUGUGGUGGUUCGUUUUGUUGUGCUUGGAACAAAAUGGUUAGAGGCAGAAAGGGAAUUCCAGGCUCUGGUCAGUUUAGAGGGUGAUUAUCUUGGACCGGUGUCUUAAAGUUCUACCUUGCACUCAGCUGGAGUAUCAUAUCUUCUGAAGUUUUCUAAUCAAAUUAGUUUAACUGCCAGCUUGUUGGUUGUUUCUGUAGUAUUGUAUAUCCUUGUGCCACUCUACUCCUUUUUGUGAUUGUUGUCUUGGAGUUCUUGCAACUUCAGUGAUUGCUAGACUAUAUGUUUAGCAACUUGAUGUUUCCUUUUGUAUGCAGAUGUUGACAAAUAGUAUAAUUGAUUCGAGGACAUCUCAUCUUUUGUUGA
Populus trichocarpa (black cottonwood) is the source of this 1058-nucleotide messenger RNA. RefSeq names its product DNA-directed RNA polymerase V subunit 7. The coding region runs from base 271 to 801 and encodes 176 amino acids. Lineage: Eukaryota; Viridiplantae; Streptophyta; Magnoliopsida; Malpighiales; Salicaceae. The record is from RefSeq and is a predicted model, not a curated record. Gene Ontology annotation, biological process: DNA-templated transcription initiation. The transcript has 2 exons. Gene Ontology annotation, molecular function: single-stranded DNA binding; single-stranded RNA binding.